AUGGCGGACGCAGAUGUAGCAACCAGAUCCCCCGAGAGCGACGCUCAAGAGACCAGCAGUGCUCCCGCACAAACAGGUAGUCAUACGAUGGGCGAACACUGCACCUCCGACAGACCUACCCCUGCCGGUCUGGCACCUAAAGGAGAACUAAGGAAACUCGGUGGUGUGGAUGUCUAUCUAGCAAAACCGGAAGCAUAUCCGACAAAUCCAUCCAAGCUUCUUCUCCUUCUUUCGAGCGGCACGGGAAUCAAGUCGACAAACAAUCAGAUUCAAGCGGACAAGUUCGCCGAUGAGGGUUUUGUUGUUGUAAUGCCAGACCUUUUCGAAGGCAACCCCGCGCCGAACUCCUCUCCCCUUUCCGAAGCCGAGGCACAAGGGGCCUCAUUCCUCGACAAGCUCAAGUUCAAGGCUGUCGAGAUCGCAAAGUCAUUCGUGAUAGACGAGUGGUUAGCACGUCAUACGGAGGAAAAGGUCAUGCCUAUACUCGAGAAGGUUAUUGACGCAGCUAAGGGCGAAUUCGCCGAUGCGGUCGGUAACGGAGGUGGCAUAUACGCAGUCGGCUAUUGUUUCGGUGGACGAUAUGUGCUCUUGCUGGCUAGCGAGCGUAGCCGCGCCCAGACAGGUUGGACUGGUGCACAGAAACCUGCCGAUGAAGAAGCAGGCGACGGGGCAAACUUAUCAAAGAAGGGCCCAUAUAUCAAAGCAGGUGCGCUGGCGCAUGCAACUCUGGUGUCACCAGAAGACUUUCAGAGAUUGAAGGCCCCCGUGAGCUUAGUCUGCGUAGAAAGCGAUCCCCUAUUCCCAGACGAAGUCCGGGAAACCGGGGAGAACAUAAUGUCGACGGAGAAUGUGGAACAUGAAGUUCAGGUCUAUCCUGGUGUUCCGCAUGGUUUUGCUGUCAUCGGAGACUACGAUGACGCCAACAUCAAGGACGCCCAAAUAACAGCCUUCGAGCAAAUGCUAAGAUGGCUCAAGGAACACUAG
Molecule: messenger RNA, 984 nt
Organism: Daldinia caldariorum
Lineage: Eukaryota; Fungi; Ascomycota; Sordariomycetes; Xylariales; Hypoxylaceae
Product: alpha/beta-hydrolase
Exons: 4
Coding region: 1-984 (327 amino acids)
Molecular function (GO): hydrolase activity
Source: RefSeq, a predicted model, not a curated record